Truncatella angustata is the source of this 804-nucleotide messenger RNA. RefSeq lists its product as uncharacterized. Lineage: Eukaryota; Fungi; Ascomycota; Sordariomycetes; Amphisphaeriales; Sporocadaceae. The transcript is spliced from 3 exons. The coding region runs from base 1 to 804 and encodes 267 amino acids. The record is from RefSeq and is a predicted model, not a curated record.
AUGAAACUAGUCUACGACGUAUCUCUGGAUAUUGCGAAAUAUCUCCCUUACCAAUAUUGCUUACAUCUGUCCCUGGCUGACGAGACACUCCACGAUCUCCUGUAUCUCCCACUCCUGAAGCAUAAUGUCAACCUUGACCUGAGUAGAAUUUUUCAUGUUUCAAGUAGCGCCAUAGAUCAUGCCAUUGAACAUCAAAAUGUAGUUCUUUUCGCAAGAAUCCAAGAUUUUAUCAACCCACAAACUGACGACUCCAUGAACCCGAAGGCCAGUCACUUACGCUUUGAAUGGUUCAAGUGCAAGUCUUAUCGAUGUUGCGAUGCGCUACAACCGUUGGUAGCCUUCGCCUUAGAGCAUGGGAUACCGGAUGAAGUGCUCAAGGAUCUGCUCGGUUUCGGUGUUGACAGCCAUUACUUCGACGGGUUGAACCACAGGCCGGCUUUGGAAUAUGCUGCACAGAGCCUCAACAUCGAGGCAAUGCGCAGGCUUCUACAGAGAGUCAACCAAGACCGAGACAAUGAGUCUGGUGAAAAAGAGUCCGACCUGUACCCCGGGGAGACAGUCACCAGUGGCUCAGACUGUCCAGCAUGCGCUGAUGACCUCAAGCAGUCGAGCGAUGGAGGCCGCGGCGUAUGGCUGGAGCAGAUACAGCGUUAUAUUGUGCGCCUGCUCGACGGAAUCAAUGGCCUCCUCGAGCACAGUGCUGCAAGGUACAUCAACCAGAGUGGCGAGCCCGCCAUCAGUCGAUCCAUAGACUUGCAGACACCCAACUCUCGCGUCUUUUACGAUGAAGGCCGCGAUCCCUAG